CGCCAGAGGGCUGGCCGCGAGGCAGGGGUGUGCGCGCAACGCCUGGGGCUGUCUCCACCUCUUCUGGCAAGUUGGACCUAUGAGUGCGCAGCUCGACUUACAACUAUCAACAGCCUGGGCGGGUGAGCGCGUGUGAGCGCCUAGGGGGGCUCAGGACCCUUGCAACUUCUUCGCGGGCCCCCCGCUGUAACGCCAGUGUCCGCUGCCACAGGAGAACUCCGCGCGCGCCUCCUUUCCAGAACAGUGGAGGCGUCCCGGGGGGGCCGUCCUGCCAGCCCGGACGGGAUGCCCACAGCCAUGCUCCCCUACGCCUGCAUCCUGUUGCUUUUGGGAGCCCGCACCACAGAGGCGACUGGGACCGCCGGGGGUAGCCGUCUACACCGGGAACCCCGCUGCCAACAGCCCGCGCCCAGCAGAGCCCCCGUCACUGUGCUGCUGCCCCCACGCCUCGACGGGCCCUGGGUCUCUACCGGCUGUGAGGUGCGCCCGGGACCCGAGUUCCUCACCCGCUCCUAUACCUUCUACCCUAACCGCCUCUUCCGAGCCUACCAGUUCUACUACAGGGACCCUUUCUGCCGGGAGCCUGCCCACUCCCUGCUCAUCAAGGGCAAAGUCCGCCUGCGCCGGGCCUCCUGGGUCACCCGAGGGGCCACCGAGGCCGAUUACCACCUGCACAAGGUGGGCAUCGUCUUUCACAGCCGCCACAGCCUGCUCGAUGUCACCAGGAGUCUCAACCAGACCCGGGUGGGCCAGGACUGUGCCCGGCGGCUGCCCCCAGCCCGGGCCUGGCUGCCCGGGGCCCUGUACGAGCUGCUGAGCACCCGGGCCAAGCAGGACUGCACGGAAGCCCUGGGCUUCACCAUGCACGAGCUCAGCCUGGUCCGCAUGCUACGGCACCUGCAGCCGCAGCCUCGGGCUGGGCCCCGGCUGGUGGAGGAGCUCUACCUGGGGGACAUCCACACUGACCGAGGGGAGAGGUGGCACUACCGGCCCACGGGCUACCAGCGCCCGCUGCAGAGUGCCCUGCACCACGCCCGCCCCUGCCCUGCGUGCAGCCUCAUCGCACGCUCUGACGAGCACCACCCACCCGUGCUGCCCCCCCAGGCGGCCCUGCCCCUGCGCCUGGGGGGCCGGUGGGUCAGCCCCGGGUGCGAGGUGCGCCCCGCUGUGCUGUUCCUCACCAGGCUCUUCACCUUCCAUGCGCACAACCGCUCCUGGGAAGGGUAUUACCGCCACUUCUCAGACCCCGCCUGCCGCCAGCCCACCUUCACGGUCUAUGCCGCGGGCCACUACACCAGGGGCAGGCCCUCCAGCAAGGUCCUCGGUGGCACCGAACUGGUGUUUCAGGUCACGCGGGCCCGAGUGACUCCCAUGGACCAGGUCACCACGGCCAUGCUCAACUUCUCCGAACCGAGCAGCUGCGGGGGCCCGGGGGCCUGGUCCCUGGGAACCGAGCGGGACGUCACAGCCACCAACGGGUGUCUACCGCUGGGCAUCAGGCUCCCCCACGUGGAGUACGAGCUUUUCAAGAUGGAGCUAGACCCCCUCGGGCAAAGCCUGCUCUUCAUCGGACAAAGGCCCACGGACGGAUCAAGUCCCGACACCCCGGAGAAGCGCCCCACCUCCUACCAAGCACCCCUGGUGCUCUGCGACGGGGUGGCUGAGGCAGUGUCUGGACCCCUGCAGCACAGGCCUCUGCCGAAGCCCUUCCAUGGUGGGGGGCCGUGUCCUCCAGCGGCCCCUCUCCCCGUCCUGCCCCUGGCUCUAGGGCUGGCCUUCCUCAAGGGGCUGUGAAAUCGGUCUCUGAGCUCUAGACCACCGCUCGGGACACUCGGUGCCCCGCGGCCUCCCUCCAGGCACAGACUCCUCUUGCGUUGGCGAGAAGGGCCCCUGCUCUACCCUCCGCUCGGCUGCGGAUCCUCCCGGUCCACUGCUGUCCGCCAGCCUGGGCCCCACAGUGCUCAGCCCCCGAGUCCCACGGCACCUGCAAGGCCUGCCCUCGAGUGCUGGCCGUGAACCUGGGCGUGGCCAUGGCCAGGGCUCUGCGGCUCUAAAUGCAAGCUCCUGGUUUUCUGGGGUGGUUGGAGGACAGCAGCCCCUUCUCCCACCCUGUCCUUGGCGUUUUGUGGGACGGGAGCGAGGCCCUGCAUGGGGAGGCCACCGCCACUCUGCCGAGCCUGUGGAUUCUUGUUUUAAAGAUUAUUAGUUUGAAUUUAGCAAUACAAACUCAAACCAGGGCUAUGCAUUAAAGAUGCUGCUUCGGGCUUUCGGUGCUUGGUGGCUUUCUGGGAGAAUGCCUGUCUCUUCGGGGCGACUCGGCUUUCCUGGGUUUGACUGUGAGUCGGCGAGUCAGGCUUGGAGCUGUCGACACCGUACGCGGCUCAAUCCGGCCCUCCCAGGCCAGGAUGUGAAGAAAGCCGCCUGUGGGGGCCCACAAGGGCGCUCCCCUCGCCCACACCCGGCUGGCUGCUGGGGGCAGGUCUGUGGGGGAGCGCAGCGCCUGCCGCCUUUGGAAAGUAAUUAAUACUAACGACAGCGGUGACACUAAGGUGCUCCGUAAUCAGCCUUGUACAGGUGUCCUCUGCUUUCAGGAUUCUCUGCACUCAACUGACGAGGAGGCAGAGACCUCCGAAUGGAUCUUUGGAACCAUCCUAAGGAGAGGUUGGGGUCACCAGGCCGCAUGGCAACCUCUGGAGGGGGACACAGCCUGCUUGCCCCUGUGCUAAGGUGCCAAUGUCUUCCUCUGCUAGGAGGAGGCUGUCAUCCAGGUGGGGGACAGGCUGUGCCUCUGCAGGGACCCUGCCCGUGUUCCCGAGGCUUCAUCUGCACGCUGCGACAUUGACUGGGAUCCUCGUGGGCUCGAGGGUUUUGGGGACUCUGUACCUAGGACUCGCCCCUCCUUUCUCCCCCAGAUCCUUAUCUCUGGCUCUUACCACUGAUCUUGAACAAUUGUCUGUGAGGUUACUGAUGCUUUCAGAGGGAAGCCCUGGUCCUCCGUUAGACUAUGUGGGGUUCCAUCAGCCCACUGAAAUGGCUCUAACUUAUCUACCCAUUGUUCUUAAAAAGAAGAAAGACCCACCAAGUUAAUAUUCUCUGUAGGUCUCAGAGAGCUACGUGUGUUCCCAGAGUAUUUACCAAAGUACAAGAAGUAAUUAGAUUAUUUACGGUCUCAGACUGCAUCGGGUGGGGGGUGUGGUUCCCAGUGGGGCAGAGGGUGGGUGGCGAUAAUGUGUCCAUGGCUCAGCAAGUCUUGUAUCUGAGGCUCGAGGCAACCAUGACGCCAUUUGUCAUCAAAUUUGAAUCUUUUAAUAAAAUUAAACA
Molecule: messenger RNA, 3321 nt
Organism: Lutra lutra (Eurasian river otter)
Lineage: Eukaryota; Metazoa; Chordata; Mammalia; Carnivora; Mustelidae
Gene: APCDD1L
Product: APC down-regulated 1 like
Exons: 4
Coding region: 286-1794 (502 amino acids)
Biological process (GO): negative regulation of Wnt signaling pathway
Cellular component (GO): plasma membrane
Molecular function (GO): Wnt-protein binding
Source: RefSeq, a predicted model, not a curated record